CGAAAACCAGUUCUGCCGUAUUUUUACAUUUCAAAAGACGGAGAAGCGCAUCCUGGUUGGGUAGGAUCAGCAGCGCCCCUCAAUAACGGAAAUCUGGUGGUGCGCAAAGAGCGCUUGAACUGUGCCGGGCAGCCCGUCGGAGCCGCUUUGUGAGACUGUUUCGCACCUGCUCUCGAAGUUAAGAGCGCAGGGAGGGGGGCUCCUGCUUGCGGGGUCGCUUUUUGGUUCCGAGCCGUAUAUAUAUAUUUUUUUUCUUUUUCUUGUUGCGGCUUGGAGGUAGUAAAAUGCAGGCGGAGGUCUUACUGAACGCGUCCAUCGCGCAUCAGGCAGAAGCGCUGAAGCUGCUGCAGCAGCAGGUGGACCUGAAACAAAGAGGCGGCGUGACGCGCGACAGAUGCGGCGGGCAAGCGCCCGUCUCCGGCAGGAGCUCACUGCGGGAGCGCGUUAACCCCAACGACGGGGCUGUUUUGAAGAGGGGCUCAGGCUGGCCGGCUCGAUCCGACAGAGGAUGCGAAGUCCGUACUCUAGCCGUGAGAGCCCGAGAAAGUGCCUUUUGUAAGUUAACCGAGAUAGCUUCCCAAGUUAUUUCCACGGAGCAAGACAUUUGCCGCUUUCUCUCCCCGAACCGGGGAAUCGUAAUGCACCCCAAGGACAGUAUUGAUCUCCAAAACAUCUGUAUACGCAUGGCGGCACGGGCCGAUGGGCACCAGUCAGACAAGGACUUGAAAGAGCUAAGGGACUGCUUGAAAACCAUUGUCGACAGCCUGCUUUUGUCCCUGAGUCACUACAGCUCUCCUUCACACACACGGGCAAGAGGACAGCUCCUGCAAAUCUGUGAAACGUUUCUUGACGUUUGAAAAGUCCUUAUCCUCAAAAGGGGGCUUCAGCAUAGGAAAUCACUCUUUCAUACUUCAUGGAUUGAAUUACUGUACGGAGGUUGACCUUUUGCAGAAACCCAGAAAGAGAAGUGUGAUACCAUGUAUUUUUUUAAUGUAUUACUUCCGUUGAACAGCUCAAAAAAGCUGUGAUUGCUUAGUGUUCAACUGAAGGAGUAGGAGGAUGGACCAUGUAAGAAUCAAGUGGCCCAGGAAUGCUCCAUCCAAUCUGAUAACAUUUUCACUUUCUAAAAGUAGAGCAAAAACAUGGCAGAUAACUAGAUUGCUGGUAACAGAUAGCAGCUGUAAAAUAGCUCCUUUCAUGCCCGCUGUAUCAUGAGUGAUCUUAGUUUAAUAAAGGAAAGACUGUGUUUAUUCUCACAUUCGUUUAUCUGGGAGAGUGAAGAUCAGAAACCGUUAUAACAAAAUUUCCAGAAAUAUUUUUGUUAUGAGUACUUCUAUUUGAAUAGCUACAAUGGUCUUAGAAAACAAACUCCUCUACCAAGUGAAAUAUUUAUAGCUAUCAAAGCGAAAAGAGACUGAGAAUUCAAAUUAUUUUGACCAUUUUGUAAAUUCAGAAUUAGUCUUGUUUGGGUUGGAUUCAGCACUGAGUUUUGUUUCGCUAAGUGUCUUUUUUUGGACUAGAUGGGAGCCUCGGUAGAUUUUGUCAUCAAGAAUGUAACAUUUCAGCACUAAUUAUGUUAGCUAACUGUGAACUAUCUGUUUACAGCUUGACUGUUAAAUAAUUCACUUUUGUGAAUGCUCAGUUUGGGACUGUUGGUUGUACAUAUAUUGUAACUUGAGUUGUUUUUUUAUCAUUAGCACAAUUAAUGAGACAUAUCCAGAUCUCUCAGAAUGGAUGGGUCCCAGGUGUUCUGUCUGCUCUCAUUGUCUCUUCACUAGAAGCUUUGAAAGCAAAGAUAAGUAUGUUGUGCAAGGUAAUGGUUUAGCCAAUUCAUAUUGUACAGUUCCCUGCAAUUCAAAUUAAACUGUAGUGGGAAUUAAUUUGCUUGCCAGUAAAGCUUUCCUAAUUUAAAACAUACAGACUACUGUGGUUCUUACUAGGGUCCUGGGGGACGUCUUCCAGGGUCUUUUGAUUGAAUUGCCUCUGAGGUCUCCAUUUCCCAAUGGAUCAGAUGAUUACCAAGUUAAGGCCGGACAAUGAGGAAUGACGUGGAGGAUAAACUAACGAAUGGAGAAACAGUCCUGACUGAAUACGAAAACACAGAUUUGUUGGACUAAAAUAUGACAUGUGUGGGGUCAUAUCAAUAUGUCAGCCCAUCCAGUAUUAUCAAAAAGGUUUGGAUGGGUCCUCUUUUGUUUUCCCAAUGGAACCUCAGGCCAUGUGCAGAUGGUUCAAUUUGCAAAUGGUGGGCAGGAUACUACUACUACUAAUAACUACUACUUCUACUACUACUAAUAACAAGAAGAAUAGUUGGAUCAUUGAGAAAACUACUACAUUAAAUUAACUAAAUGGGGUUUGUGCUGACAGGCUCUCUGAAAAAGUAUUUGAAAUGUGAAUCAAAAUGUGAUUUUAGGUGCCUUAUUGGCUUGGACAUAAUGACUGCGUUAUGUUGUACUGUGGUAUUUCAUUAUAAAGAUAAAUCAAUGUGUGUUUCAUGAUUUCUUUGUAACUUUGCUUUCAACAAAUCCAUGUUGCAUGGAGCUUUUGUGUAAUUUCUGCAGUAAUGUGGGCAUUACAUUUUCUGAUUCAAUGAGCAUUGCUAACAAAGUGAUACUUAUUUAGUUUUCUGAUUAUCACUCAUCUGCGAAAUUCAUGCUGUGUGACAAUGCCGCCUAAAAUAAAGGGAGUUUAAAUCCA
Molecule: messenger RNA, 2697 nt
Organism: Lepisosteus oculatus (spotted gar)
Lineage: Eukaryota; Metazoa; Chordata; Actinopteri; Semionotiformes; Lepisosteidae
Gene: dleu7
Product: deleted in lymphocytic leukemia 7
Source: RefSeq, a predicted model, not a curated record